Molecule: messenger RNA, 4820 nt
Organism: Pocillopora meandrina
Lineage: Eukaryota; Metazoa; Cnidaria; Anthozoa; Scleractinia; Pocilloporidae
Source: the annotation of a GenBank genome assembly
AUGGAAACCCCUUUCGACCAGAAAAUAAAUGUUGUAUACCUCGACGAAAGUCGCAGAACUCCUGUGCAUCGUGCUGCUCUGGAUGGUAAGCACGAACAGGUGGAAGAAAAAGUACGAGUCGCCUCUGGCCUGGAUGACCAAGAUGAACAAGAAAGGACCCCACUGCAUGAUGCGACCGAACACGGACACAGGUACCUUUGUCUGGUUUAUCUCAAAGAGAUUUAAGGUUAAGUGUCAUAAUGUGAAACGUAUGAUUCCGAACAAAUGCCACAGUUGGUGAAGCCAAACACACUUUUCGUCCCCUUUGAUUCUGAUCAGCGAAAAUAAUACUUACUGUAAAAUCUACAGGUUGCAGUGGAUGCGUAGUUAUUAACAAGAGGGUCUUGAUGGGGUGUAGCUUUCACGGCUAACGCUUAAAAAUAUUGGCCAAUCUAUGGCUAAUGGUUAAAUUUUUAUUCUUCACGGCUAACUCCAUUUGGCCGAUUGGCGGUCAAUGGUUACCGCCAUUGAGACCCUAUUUCUAAAAUCAAACGGUAGAAUUCUCAAAAAGUUUUAAAUUUAGCGAUUUUAAAAGAAUGAUUAAUUGAUAAAGGGAAGUAUAAGAAUUGACAACUGAAGUAAAUGAAAGGGCUACACUGGAAAAAAUAAAGUAAGUUCAUUGCUUUCUGUUGUAUGAGAAACGGUGGCCAAAGGGUUGAAGUUCUGGUUUCUAUCCUUGGCAUGGUUGCUGUGUUGUGUUCCAGUACAAGACACUUGCAUCUCCCACAGCGCCUUUCUCCAACAAAAGUUAUAUAUGGGUACCGUUGAACUGUCAGAGAAACCUGACAAAACGUUAUAGGGGUCAAGGGGGGAGGGGGGUAGCCCGAGAUGGGCUAUCAUACCCUUCUGGGGGUAUAGCCAAUGCUUGUGCUUGCUCUAUGCUACGGCUGCCACGAUAAGUUUCGACUGACAGGGCACCAAACAUGAGAGCAGAUUUCAUCCUUAUUAUUCUAAAGGGAUAACUAAUGUUACAAGUUCCCUUUUUUCACGAGGAAUUGAAUUUGAGACCAUUAGUCUUUAAUCCACCAUUUCAACUGUUCGGUUGCGUUUUCUCUUGGAAAAAAUGAAAAUAAUAUUAAACAUUGAACCCACACAAAGCGUAGAUGUUUGAGUUUUCGUUUUCUACAUGCAGGAAAGUUUGCCACACUCUGUUACAACAUGGCGCUAACUCUUCUAUGAAGGACAGAGAACACUGGACACCACUAAUGAGUGCAUCAGACCUGGGCAAGGAACAGUCGUGCCAAGAUAUACUCACUGUUAAUCCCGAGACUGAUGACGUGAAUAUGGAUGGAGAAACAGCAUUGCAUAUUGCGUGUAGGAGAGGAAAUGUGGGUGUUGUCAAUCUGCUAAUGGAUUACGGGGCAAGUUUGAAUGUUUGUAACAAAGAUGGUGUAACGUGUUUUGAGACAGCCGCCAAGUCAGGAAAGAGCGAAGUUGUGUUUGCAAUGAUAAAGCAUAAAAGGUAUGAACGAUCUCUCCAGACUGAGCUGUUAUCUAUCAGUUAAACUCACAGUUUUAAUGGCAGGAAGUGAGAGACUCGACUUGCACAUGACAGCCGAAAAGUAAGAGUACAGAAGAGCGUAAGUAAAGUUGGGCAAGCUGGGCUAUGAAACGGUCUCCUCUUCGUUUUGGUGCUACGAUUAAGACGUUUUUCUUGCGUUAUAUUUUAAGAUAGCUAAAAAUGGUUAAGUAAAUUUUCAAAACCAAGUCUUAGAUGGAACGUAGCUUUAAUGCCAUUCUUUCCUCUGUUUUCUUGUAUCCAUGGAAAUUUUAGACUCUUUCUCAAAUAACAGUCGUAAUUAUUUUUCUGACACAUAAGGUCACUUCAGCAGAGCCAAAGCCUCUUAGAAACACCCUUAUGUUUAACCUUAUGUAAGUUUCACCCCAAGCUAAGCUCGGUUCCCCCUUUUUUUUAAUUGAAUUGCAAAGUUUUACUAAAAAUCUCAGACGAACUAACCCAGGAUCUCCUGCACUUUGUUAUAGCUGGAGAUUUUUUGAUACGUUUUGUUAAGGAAACACACGAAAAGUGUGUUAGUGUCCAUUUAUUAAUAAUUAGUAUUUUAGGAUAAACCUCUUUAUGAGCCAUCUUGAGCUUCCUUCCUCGGACAACCUAAAGAAAAUCUGUCUAGGUUAAGAUAUAAUUUCAAAAUGUAUUAGACUUAGGGGUCAUAUGAUUGAUUGAGUUUGGUCGGGCGCACUGGUAAAUAUUUGACUCUGACUCUGUUUUACUGCUUCUGAACAGAUGGAUGGAAAUAAUGGAACACAAGGAUAAGAACGGCCUUACCCCCAUGAAGCUUCUCAUAAAACACUUCCCAGAGAGUGCACAGCUGGUCAUGGAUUACUGCAUUGAUCGAUCAGAGACAGAAAGUUCCGAUGAUCCAAAUUUUACCGUUACUUGCAACCUCCGUUUCCUAGACCCCACUCCUACUGACACUACUUACUUGAGAGAAAGCCUUUUCUUUGGACCGAGCACCAUGGUGAAACACGAGCGUAGAGAAUUACUCGAUCAUCCUUUGACACAGGUCUUGCUGAAUAAGAAGUGGUCUUCUUUCGGGCGUUUGGUGUUCUUCUUUAACUUUAUGUUCUAUUUUGUCUUUGUUGUCAUGAUUACAGCUUUCUUAAUCCGAUUCAUGCAGAACGGUGACAAAGAAUUGGGAGAUUAUUUUAUUUAUGUAUAUCCAAUAGCAUUUUUACUUAUAGGCGUCCAGUUCACCAAGGAAGUUAUUGUAAUACUUGUCCAGAGGCUUCAGUAUUUCACCACUUUAAGCAAUCUCACUGAAUGGUUACUCUACAGUACGACGACUUCAUUCAUGGUGUCACUUUUCAUUUUCGAUCUAAUAUUUUCGUUAUCCGGCCGUGAUAAGCGUGAUAUUGUUUAUCCACAAUUCAUCUGGGUGUUGGCUGCCAUUUCGAUUUUCCUUUGCUAUGCGAACCUAGUCUUGGUUCUUCGUCGGUUGAGUCUGGUUGGAAUCUAUGUCACCAUGUUUAUAGAGGUCACUAAGUCGGUUUUAAAAGUACUUCUGAUCUUCUUUGUCUUGUUCUUUGGGUUCUCCAUGGUGUUCUACGUCCUCUUUAAAUCAGAGGUAAGAUGAAAUAAGAGAUAAGUGUGAAUGUGAGUAAAUUUGCUUCUGUUUGUGAUUUAUGUGAGUUUUUUCCCUUUUUUAUCAUGCUCGUAAUCUAAAACUGAAAGUAAAAAUAUUCCUCAUCCUGUACCUUUUCGCGCCGUUUAUUGACUUGCUCAAUAGCAACAAGCCUGACAGAUUUGGUUACAGUAAUUUUCAGUGCGCUUUGACGACAUAUAAAGCUCGCUCGGUCUCGUCAAGGGUAUCUUGGAAUCAUGACUCAACUAAAAUCGCCUCAUUUAUAGUAAACGAAAUAUACAGUAAUAGUAAACAAUUAACAAAAGUCCAUUAAAUUGUCCGGGUUUGCCAUACGGAUCGAUUCCCUUCAGCAAUACGGUUAUGGAAAAGGAAUGAGCAUUGGCUAUAGCGCUGAGAGUCUCUCGUAUUUCCUCCACAGGAGUCGGUAUUUAAGCAUCUUGGAUUUGCCUUACUGAAGGUGACAGUGAUGACAAUUGGAGAGGUUGACUUUGAAGGAAGAUUCAUGCGUUCCCAGAAUAUCACAAACGAGCCGACGUCUUCUCAGAUAGCUUCUUUCGUUUUCCUCGGCUUGUUCUUAAUUUUAAUGACAAUUGUACUGAUGAACCUGCUGGUAUGCAUUAAGAUAAGAAACUUUUCUGUAACUUUUAAUAGUACUAGUUGGAUGCAUAAGUGUAAAUCAACCAGCGUUCUAUCACAAACGCAGUAGUCUUAUUGGCUUCGCUACGCACUAUCUAUUUGACAUAUAGAUCUCAUGUUAACAUGUGUCUAUCCAGUGUGAUAUAUUAACCUUUAUUUAAUAAGCUCAGUUAUGCACGCACUCUGAUUGGUUCUCACUUAUGAUCUAUUGGAGGACAGACGUUUAGAUGACUUCAUCAUUAAAACUUUUUUCCGUAUAUUUUUAUUCUUUAUUAUAUAAAACAAAUAGGUUCCAAGUUGCCGUGCGUCUGUUCAGUAACAGAUCACAGAGGACGUCAAAAUGUGGUAAGAAUUUUUUGACGUCCUCUGUGAUCUGUUACUGAACAGACGCACGGCAACUUGGAAUCUAUUUGUUGAUUAACCGCUAAGAGUGACUAGCAUCUAAUUUCUCCUUACAAUAUCACCACUCAAUCACACAUUGACGUCAUGAGAAUAAAGGAAAUGAUCACCAACUAAAGAAACUCUUGAUUGUUAGACAAAUUCUCCUUGUCAGCACCUUAGUAAAUGUACAGAGAACAGUAUGGAGAAUAUGAAUACUGAUGUCAGAGUGUAGAGGGUUAAGCUGAAUUAUGCGCGCAUUUUGUCUGCUUCUUAUUUACGAUGUGUCGGUAGAUAUACAUCCAUAGAUCACAUCACCAUUGAUAAUGUUUUUCUUUAUCAUAUAAAACAAAUAGAUUCCAUGUAGGCAUGGAUAUGUUCAGUAACAGAUCACAAAAGACCUCAAAAUAAAGAAACAAUGUCAAUGACACACUCAGCUGUGCUUCAUGUGCCACUUUUUGUCCUUACCACAUUUUGACCUUAUCUAUGAUCUAUUACUGAACAGACGCUCGGCAACAUAGAAACUUCCUGUGGAAUACACCACAAAUAACGUCAAUUGUAGUUGAAACAAAAAAUUGGAACACGGGACGCAACCGAGUAUGUCACCGAGUCAAAAUUUGUAUUAUCAAGACGCUUCCAGCGAAUAAAUCAAACUUAAUGCUAUAA